This is a messenger RNA of Oryzias latipes (Japanese medaka), 7831 nucleotides long. It is a transcript of the gene iqsec2b, whose product is annotated as IQ motif and Sec7 domain ArfGEF 2b. Gene Ontology annotation, biological process: regulation of ARF protein signal transduction; actin cytoskeleton organization. The record is from RefSeq and is a predicted model, not a curated record. Lineage: Eukaryota; Metazoa; Chordata; Actinopteri; Beloniformes; Adrianichthyidae. Gene Ontology annotation, molecular function: guanyl-nucleotide exchange factor activity.
UUCGUAAAUUGUUUUGGAAGAAGAAGUGGCCAGCAGCGCGUCGCUGCUGCCCAGACCGAGCGUCGUUUCUACGCCACCUCCAAGGAAAAUCCCGCCACUCUCCUCUGUGGAGUAACGACCUGACACAGACGAGACUCUCAGAAGUCGGGUGUUUUCACGCGGAGGGGUUGUCUAUUCACGAAAAUGGCGGUUAAAGCAAAUACAUUUUGAGACACCAGGAGAAGUAAAACAAGUCCCGGGCUGUGGAGACUCUCUCUCUCUCUCUCUCUCUGGACAGACGUUAGGUGACAAGAGAGAGGAGAAGAACUUUGAUGGUGGAGCGCAGCCUUCGUGGAUGCGGGAGGCGCAGGUAAACUCUGCAUCGUUCUCGGAUGAAAAGAGCCCCGCGUGCGUGUCGGGAUGUGACUUUUCGGCGCAGGAGCAUGUAGUUUGUGGCGAAGCGGCUGGGGGGAUUCGGACUUUGACAAUGAACUUUGUUUGUGAACCGUGCUUGUUUACUUUUUGGGCUUUAGGGACACGUGAAACCAUGGGUUGAAUGAAAGCAGGAGGACAAACUGCGGGGACAUUCAUUCAACGUGGGUGGAAGAAGAAUUAUUAAUUUACUGUUAUGUAAUAAUUGACAGCGCCUGAUAUUUAGUGGCAAAUCAAAGCUAGAAUCUGCCCAACAUAGUUGUUUUGGUUUAAACUGAUGCUUUAUUAUUAGUUCAAACCUUUUAAGCCAAUUAUCUGAAUCUUUCGUUUUAUUUUGAUUGUUAUUCUUUUCUUUUCCUAUUCAAAAGCCCCCAAGGCUAGAAAAGUUAGAUUGGGUUCAAUUAGACAAUAUUUACUUUUAACACUUCGCCCACCUGAGUUUGAUCUAAUUUGAUCAACUAAAAAUGAUCAUCUGGGCGCUCCAUGACCCCGUCAAAAUGACUCCAGGAAACCAUACAGCCAUUGGUGUCAUGGAAUUCAUUUUCAACUUUGUGUACAAUAUUUUUUAUUGCCACUAACAUGUUUUAAUGCUCACUUUUGCCCUCAUCGUUGGCGAGAUGUAGGCACUCUGAAACCCUCAACCUCUUUACCUCAUCAACUUCCUGUUUCUGGACGACCAAAGUCCAUAGUUAACCUUUGACAGAGACUUUGUCGGUCCCUCCCUCCCCCCAACUCAUUAGGGCUGGUGGGGAGGGUGGAUCUUUGCCCCACGGGGUCCAGAACUGUGGCCGGUGGCUCACCGACCCCUAAAGGAAGGGCCCCCGCCAUGGAGUCCAGUCCGGAGAGCCCCAACCGGGCGGUUGAGUACCUCCUGGAGCUGAACAAUAUAAUUGAGAGCCAGGCCAAGCUCUUGGAGACUCAGCGCCGUCGCAUCGAGGAGCUGGAGGGCCAGCUCGACCGGGUCAGCCAGGAGAACCAAGACCUGAGGCACGACCGCACCCCGCGGACCCCUGGAUCAGACACCCCUGAGCAGAACCACAACCACAGCCAGCCGCUGUCCCUCCCCAUUCACCAGAGCUGUGGAGCUGCCGCCGGUGCCGUUGGAAGCAGUGGGGGGAGCAGCAGCACCGCAGCAGCACAGGCGACAGCUGGAUCGGCCACAACUCCGGCGCCCAGCCGAGAACGGAGAAGCCACGGAAGGCUGACCCGAGGCCUCUCCUGCGGCUCCUCCACCACCGACCGGCUGGAGCGCACCGACAGCACAGACACCAACGCCAGUUCCAGCUUACGCAGGAAAGUUGAGGGGGAAUCCCAGGGUCAAGAGGCAGGCGCCCACAAAGACAGCUCUUUUGGCCAGACGGCUUACCAUCGGGGUGCAGAACGUUACGGUGACAGCAGCAGCAGUGCUCCAAUUGGCUCCAGAACCCCCACCUCCAGCUCAGCCACCUUGGCCUGGGCACUACGGACUCGCCACCAACCUGCAAGUCUGGCCCUCCGCAAGCAAGAAGAAGAGGAGAACAAGAGGUGCAAGGCUCUUUCUGACAGCUAUGAGCUCUCAACGGAUCUGCAGGAUAAGAAGGUGGAAAUGCUGGAGCGAAAGUAUGGCGGAUCCUUCGUAAGUCGCAGAGCAGCUAAGACCAUUCAGACAGCCUUCAGGCAGUAUCGCAUGAACAAGAACUUUGAGCGACUUCGAAGUUCUGCAUCAGAGAGUCGUAUGACGAGGCGGAUCAUCCUCUCCAACAUGAGACUGCAGUAUUCCUUUGACGAGCGGCAGCCACAGCAGCAGGCAACGCAGACAAACUUCACCCACAGCGUGGCCAUAGGGCCUCCUCAUUCGCCUGAUCCGGACCGCCCAGGAGACUAUACACAUCUGGAGGACUCCUUCUCAAAACAGGUCAAGUCUUUAGCUGACUCCAUAGAUGACGCCCUUACCUGCCGGGCAGGCUGCGAUGACUCUCAGGAAGGCAGCAGGGAGGGUGGAGGGAUUAGCGAAGACUUUGGAGAGUGCAUGUGGAGCAGCAGCAGCAACCCCUCCUCCCAGAGAGGUCUGGGAGAGAGGGGCCGGGGAGCUGGAGGAGGGCUCAGCAUGCAUGGGGACAGCACAGCAACCUCGUACAGUGACGUGACCCUGUACAUGGAUGACGGUAUGCCCUCCUCUCCUCUGUCACUGGACCGGGCACCGAGCAGCACUGACACGGAGUACUGGGGCCCGGGAGGCGGCGUGGGAGGCCGCGAGGACAGCCGAGACACCGAGGGAGGCGGCAGCAGUAACAGUCGGCGCAGCACGCCGUGCACAGAGUGCAGAGAUUAUCGACAAAGGGGCGCACAUCUGCCUCUUCUUACAAUUGAGCCACCUAGUGACAGCUCAGUAGACAUGAGUGACCGCUCCGACCGGGGCUCCUUGAGCAGACAGCUGGUCUAUGAACAGGAACCUGGUGUAGGUUCAGGCUCCCCUCAGGGAACGCUGAAACACUCCCCCAACACAGGCACCCGGCCCUCCUCCACCACAGCUGCCCAGGGCCAGACGAGGGUUCCUGGGAGGCCCCUACCCACGCAUAUCCCCCACCAAGUAGCAGCUCACCACCACCAUCACCACCACCCAAUCCAUCACCAUCAGUACCCGGACACACCUUCAUCCUCCUCUUCCCCGCAGCAGCCUCCCACCACCCCUUUGUCUUCGUCCUCUUCUACAGCUCUGCCGCCUGGCGGUCUGGAGCAGCCGUGCUGCUCUGACGGAGACAACGAUUCACUAAACUCCACCACCAAUUCCAACGAGACAGUCAACUGCAGCUCAGGCUCCUCGUCUCAGGACAGCCUGCGGGAGCCACUGCCUCCUUUAGGCAAGCAGACCUACCAGAGAGAGAGUCGCCAUAGCUGGGACUCGCCGCCCUUUAACAGUGAUGUCGUACAGAGACGCCAGUACCGCAUCGGCCUCAAUCUCUUCAACAAGAAGCCAGAGAAGGGGAUCCAGUACUUGAUAGAGAGGGGUUUCGUCUCAGACACUCCAGUUGGGAUCGCUCGUUUUAUCCUGGAGAGGAAAGGUUUGAGCAGACAGAUGAUUGGAGAAUUUCUGGGAAACCGGCAGAAACAAUUCAACAAAGAUGUUUUAGACUGCGUUUUGGAUGAGAUGGACUUUUCUGGUAUGGAUAUCGAUGAUGCUCUGAGGAAAUUUCAGGCCCAAAUUAGAGUUCAGGGAGAAGCCCAGAAAGUAGAGAGGCUCAUUGAAGCAUUCAGUCAGAGGUAUUGUGUGUGCAAUCCCACCCUGGUUCGGCAGUUUCAGAAUCCAGACACCAUCUUCAUCUUGGCUUUCGCCAUCAUUCUCCUCAACACCGACAUGUACAGCCCCAAUGUCAAGGCUGAGCGGAAAAUGAAACUAGAAGAUUUCAUCAAGAAUUUGAGAGGAGUUGACAACGGUCAGGACAUACCUAGAGACCUGUUGGUUGGAAUUUACCAGCGAAUUCAGAAAUGGGAGUUGCGGACCAACGAUGACCAUGUGUCUCAAGUGCAAGCGGUGGAAAGGGUCAUUGUGGGUAAAAAACCUGUGCUGUCCCUUCCCCAUCGGAGGCUGGUGUGUUGCUGUCAACUCUACGAGGUCCCUGACCCUAACAGACCUCAGAGGACAGGAGUGCACCAACGAGAGGUCUUCCUCUUCAAUGACCUGCUAGUGGUGACUAAAAUCUUUCAGAAGAAGAAAACUUCAGUGACAUACAGCUUCAGACAAUCUUUUCCUUUGGUGGAGAUGCAAGUGCACAUGUUCCAGAACUCAUACUACCCUCAUGGCAUCCGCCUGACCUCAGCCAGCUUGGGAGGAGAGAGGAAAGUUCUUAUUGUCUUUAUGGCACCCAGUCAGCAAGACCGCACUCGUUUUGUUAGUGACCUCAGGGAGAGUAUUGCUGAAGUACAAGAGAUGGAGAAAUAUCGAGUGGAAUCUGAGCUGGAGAAACAGAAAGGUGUGAUGCGGCCCGGCUUGUUGACUGGGAGCAUGGUUGGAGGAGGUGCAGGUGUGAAGAGCGAUGUUGUGAAUGGCACCUUGGGAAGAACAAGUUUUGAUGACAACUGCUCAGUGGGUGAGGGUCUCAAACGCACGGCACUCAGCUCAUCUCUCAGGGACUUAUCGGAGACAGGGAAGCGUGGUCGCAGGAACAGUGUUGGGUCUUUGGACAGUACCAUGGAAGGUUCCAUCAUUAGCAGCCCACAGCCUCACCAGCGCUACCCAAUGUCAAGUGUCCUUCCUGGAUGCUAUGGGACAGAAGACUACCGGCCUCAUCGCCCCAUCCUGAGCCCCGGGACGGGGGUGGGGGGUGGGCCGGGGCAGAAACAUACCACUGCUGGGACAGGAGUUGGGGGAGUCUCAAACAGUGUAGAGAGAACAGGAGCGGGGAGCGGCUCUGGGGGGAACAGCAGCACCAACAACAGCGGUUCCUUCCUGGGCUCACUCUUCGGCAGCAAACGUGCCAAACCACCAGGGCCCCUUAUUCCACCGGGGCCACUCUACCCCGCGCCUGUACCCCCACCGAAUACUGGCGGACCCCCACCUCUCUCCCCUUCAUCUCUAUGCCAGUUGGAGGGGGGGUCCUCCAAGAUCCAGGCACUUCACGCACAAUUCUGUCACGUGGGCAACGUACAGCCCCCACCACCUUACUACCAUCACCAUCGCUACCACGUCCAAGCUGUCCACCCACCUCUGCAAGGUGUGCCCCCCCUCACCUUACAGAGAGGUUCUCUACCAUGUCGACCACAGCUAGGCCCAGCGCACGUCCAGCACCCGCAGCUGGCCCAUCUCUCCCAGCUCUCCCAGCAUGGGCCUCCGGUUCGUUACACCAACAUGGUGGUAGGAUGUCCCCCCCCCCUUUCUCCUCUCUCCCAACAUUCGCAGAACCAACAGUUCGCCAUGUACCACGCACAGCCCACACACUCAGUAAGAGGGAGCGGCGGCCCUGGUAUCAAACCCCCUCUAACCUUGUCCCUCUCCCACCCCCACCCCCACGCACACUCCCAAACCCACCCCGGACACGCGCGCACACCACACCCGGUCAGCCACUCUACGCACCAAGCACACUUCAUAUUCGGCACUCUGCCCCACAAUCUGCCGUCCGCCUCCGUCAGUGCGCAUCACGCAGCCUCCGCCGCCCCGUAUCUGCCCCAGUACCCUCCUCUCUCUUCCAUCCCCCCUCCCCCACCACACUCCCCUUUACCCCCCCCUUCGUCCCCCCUUACCCCUCUUACACCUCUCUCCCCUCUCCCCCCCCAGCACCCCGGGCAGCCUCAGCAGGGGCCGCCGGCGACGGGGGCUGGAGCAACCGGUACAGGGGGCAGCUCCAAAUCCAAACCUAUCAACCGGAUAAGCACCGUGGUGUGAACAGGGCGUGGGCCCCCAGGGUCUACAGGUCAGACGAUAGGGUGGAGGCGGUGGGACGAUCCAGGGCUCGAACCAAGUGUUCCAGGACAGAAAGUUACAGCAGCAGCGCAAGCGAAAAAAAGAAGCGCAGCCUGCUUCGCCUGUGUUACUUUCACCUGCGCUUCCCGCAUAUGUAAGCGGACUUUUACGGGCAUGUGCACACAUGAAGAUGUCGCAGAUUCUGCCACACACAAUCAAGAAAGUCUAUAGCCAUAUAACUUUAGAUGAAACCUGAAUCCUUAUCCAGGCUUUUGGCCUCAGUUUUGUUUUGAAGCCUAGAGUUUAUUUAUGAGACUUUCCACAUGUACAGCACAGAGAUGUGAUUGCGCGGCAGCGUUUGCUGAAAAAGCGAUUCACGCGUUUUAACCUGGAUGUAAAUAAAGACCGAACUAUCAGAUGUGUUCCAGCAAAGCAUUGAUUUAAAACUACAAGGAAGUUGCGAAAGAAAAAAAAAGUCCCUCGACUUUGCAAUAAUUUUACUUGGCUUCUUGAUGUCUCCAUACUUGCAGAUUGCCCUUUGCUGAAAGACUUUUUUUUUUUUUAAAGAUAUGUUGCUCUCUGUUAAACCUGUUAAACCAGUGCAUGGUUUUCCUACCAGUCUUUUUCGCUUUAGGGUCUUCUACAUCUCUAACGAAAUCUCCAAGCUUUAUGAUGCUUUCCGUGUGGGCCACUGAAAUCCAUGACACAAACAAUAAUAUCUUUUUGAAUGUUUCUAAAGCUUCUUGCUGUUUUAUUGAUAUUACGAUAUACCUGCUAUGAGUAUAAUGAAUAUUGUCCAAUAAUUGUUUUGAUCAGUGAUUAACUAUAUCAGCAGAUGUUUGUACACGGUUAUAGAAAGUAAACGCAGAUUGAUUCAGUUUGCCAUAUCUGCUGGAGGGUAUUCUGACAUGUGAGUUGUGAACAAUCUUCAUAAAACCAUAGAUUCCAUGCAGUUUUUUAAUGAAUGGCAUUAUUGACUAUUGAAAACAAUUGAAGCUUAGUUUUGUUCCAAUAAAUCUAAACUUUUAAGUUCGACCAGUAUUUAAAAAAUACUUAAACAUGGUUGUGAAAAUUGGAUGACUGAAACGUGCGGGACAUCCCAGCCCAUUUCCUCACAGACCACAGGUUUAGUCAUUGUGUGUUUCUUUAUGUUUUGAAAGAAGCAUGGUUUUUCCAUGCAGUUCUGUGAUUUUUGCACAUGUGAUGUCUUAAGUCAGUUACGGCCUUCCUCUUAAUUAUUUGGCAACUGAUAUUUUUGGAAUUCUCUCAAACCUGAGGACAUCUUUAGUUUUUGCUUUGCUUUUUCUUAAAAAUGAGGCCUCCUUUCUUUGUUUUCUCUUUAUUUUACGCUCAUGGGCCUCUUCAAGCAUUAUCCCCUUUGCUGUUUCAGUUUUUAUUCAUGAGUGACCACAGACUGAGUUUGCCUCCAAUGCCAUUAAUAGCGAGAGAAUCCAACAGUGUGAUCUGAUGGGGCAGAAAGAAGUGAAGAUUUCUAUGAAAUGAGCUGCUGAAAAGAUGGUUUUAAAUGAUCAAAGGGGAAUUUAAUGUGGGGUUUUUUUCUGGAAAAGUAACAGAUGGUAAAUGAAACUUUUACAACUAUUGGUUAGAUAUACUUUUUAUUGUGUCAUUUUUAAAUAUUCUUGCAUGAAUAUAUCUGCACCUAAUGAAUAGAUUGUACUGUAUAAACCUGAAUGUACAUAUUCAACUAUACAUAGGAUUCUAAUAAAGAUUUGGAGGAACUCCUCCUACUCUGUAUUCAGGUGUGUGCAUGUGAUUGCCACUGGGAAUGCACACUUAAAGCAAAGAGAAGUCAGCCAAAAGGAAUAUUGACCUCUUUUUUUCUUAUUUAUUCAGAUGAGAGAUGCAAGAAUGAAUAACAGUUAUAAAAAUGUAAGCCUGAAAAAUGUUGAUAUGUGAGUGCACUUCAAAAUAUUAUUUCUUUUUUUUUCUUUGUGUAUGUAUUACGUGUACCUAAAGAAUAGAAAAUUGAGAUGUGAAUAUUUAUUGCUUCUUAUAAAUUAAAGAGUCCUUGCAGUGAAGUGA